UUUAAAAAAAAUAAUGUACAGAGAAAGCACAACAACAAAGGCUCCCAACAAGAAUGAGAGCAACAACUUGAUCCAUAAUCCCAGAACAGAGGAUUUUAAGAAACAAACAAAAAAGAGUGCCUUUGAUGUAUUAAACGAAGUAGAUCCGCCGGACGGUCGCGGUGUUAAGUUUUCAGUUUUUAUAGUAUCUGAAAAAUUCGAAGAGAAAAGUCUUCUGUCGCAUCACAAAUUAGAUUUCUCGCAGAGGAGUUGACGAGUACCCACGCAUUUUUGCAAAAAUGCUCGAGGCCGGAGCAAUGGAAAAGAAGAAGAAUGUCAAGCUAGCAGCCUCAGCUGUGGACGGACCAGCGAGCAACAGAGAAGGGUCCCUAGAGCUGAGGAUCUCGGCGCCGGGCAAGGUGAUACUGUUUGGGGAGCACUCGGUCGUCUACGGCAAAACAGCCCUGGCGGCGAGCCUGAAGCUGCGCAGCACGCUGAUUCUCAGGGAGUUGCCGGAACCGGCCGAUGGUGGCUGCUGCCAAAUCGAGAUGCCGGGAGUCGGGCUGUCGAUCCAGCUACCCGCGGAUCGACUGCAGGAGAGCCUGCUGGCGCCGGAGGGCGAGCAAGCCGCCCGCGACGACUCCGACGAGGAGCCGGACCACGCGCAGCUGCUGGAGCGUGCGCGCGACUUCACCCGCGAGCACGUGAAGGGCGCGGCCACGCUGGAUCAGCGCCAACGGUGCAGUCUCGAGUGCGCGCUGUACGCGCUGACUCGCGUGGCCUGGGCCGAAGACCUGUGCCAACUGCCCACGGCGGGCUUCUUGCUGCGACUCACCACCGAGCUGCCGCUGGGCGCUGGCCUGGGCAGCUCCGCCUCCUUCUCCGUGUGCCUGGUCGCCGGCUUCCUGCUGUGGGCGCGGCUGCGGCGCUGCGGCAAGCUCAUGCUCGAUAGCCAGACCCUUCGUCAGGUGUCGUGUCAUGCCCUCGGCUGCGAGAGGAUCAUGCACGGCACGCCCUCCGGCGUGGACAACGAGGUCUGUACCUUCGGCUCGGUGAUCGAGUUCCGCAAGGGCGAGGAGCCGAUACUGCUACCGCUUAGCGCUGGUCGCCUGGCGGAGUUGCGCGUACUGCUCGUCGACACCCGCGUCGCCAGAAGCACCAAGCUCAUUGUCGACAGGCUCGCCCGGUUGCACGUGCAGUAUCCGGAGGUGUUCGAUGCGAUUUUCGAGGCCAUCGACCGACUGAGUCGUCGCGUUAUCGACAUCGUCAAGGCUCCGAGCAGCGAGGAUGCUCAGUUGCUCGAGGCUUGCCGGCAACUCUCGGCUUUGAUUGACGUUAAUCAGGGACUCUUGACUGCUUGCCAAACGUCCCAUCCGACUAUCGAUUCGAUCUGCGCCAUCGCCCGAAGGCAUGGUCUCUCGGCUAAGCUGACGGGUGCCGGAGGUGGUGGAUUUGUUUACGCUCUCGUUCCACCCGACAUGCCUACCGACAAGCUGCACAGUAUAACUUGCGAGCUGACCGCUAAUGGAUUUUCAGUUGUAGAAACUAGUAUUGGGGGCUCCGGUUUAGAUGUAGCUAUUGCCUAUGAUAAUCAUUAGUAC
This is a messenger RNA of Phymastichus coffea, 1580 nucleotides long. RefSeq lists its product as uncharacterized. Gene Ontology annotation, cellular component: cytoplasm. The coding region runs from base 279 to 1577 and encodes 432 amino acids. The record is from RefSeq and is a predicted model, not a curated record. The transcript has 4 exons. Gene Ontology annotation, biological process: cholesterol biosynthetic process; isoprenoid biosynthetic process. Gene Ontology annotation, molecular function: mevalonate kinase activity; ATP binding. NCBI's taxonomy places the organism in Eukaryota, Metazoa, Arthropoda, Insecta, Hymenoptera, Eulophidae.